Messenger RNA from Ceutorhynchus assimilis (cabbage seed weevil), 352 nucleotides. Lineage: Eukaryota; Metazoa; Arthropoda; Insecta; Coleoptera; Curculionidae. The record is from the annotation of a GenBank genome assembly.
CAUUGAGCUGGUAGUCAUGUCUGCAUUGGUGAAUGAAUCCAUCAAUGUGAUACCAAUAAUAAAAUGGAUAUAACAAAAUUUCGGAAAAAGGUUAUCGAAGGAUUGGUAGAAAUGCCCUUGCAAAUGGAUUUCAUGCCUGCAGAAAAUCAACAUGUUUUGGAGGAGGCAGGAAAAAAGCAAAUAUGCUCGAGUUGCUAUCGUGAGAACGUUGCUGAGCUUGGGAGAAAGCUAGCCAAAAAUAGAACUUCCAAGACCAAAUUUCGAUGCAACGAAUGCUCGAAAUUCCUAUGCCUAUCGUGUUUUUUUGUUCUUCAUAAUGCUAAAUCCAUAUAAAUUAUCACUAUAAAUAUUG